UUACACCGUGACGUCAUUUGACAGCUCGCGUGCACUGUUUACAUAGACUUAGUCGCGUUCGAACGGAAAGUGCUGGGUAUUUUUUUAUUCAAAAUCGGCCGAAAUUACAAAAGUCAGGUGGAAACCGAAGGCGAAGUGGGCGGCAAACUUGUCUACAUGCUCGCUGAACCCGAACGAAAACGAAGCCGUGCUGCUGACGGAGAUGGUCAAGCAAUGCCUUGUUCCGACGCUCUGCCUGGAAUGACCGAUCACCAAGGACAUGCAAGUCCCAGAAAACUACCGCACCGUCUUCCGACCGCUUAUGCUCCAGCUCCAGCUCCCGAGGACAUGGUCAAGUUCAAUCUCGAGCGCUGCAACCUCGCCCUCCUCCACCAGCAGAACACCGGCAGACUCUUCAUCGUCCUGUUUGAGAAGAAAAAGAAGCUGCUCUCGGAGGUACUACCAGUUCGUACUAAUUUGAACCAAGGACAAACUGUCCUUUUCCGUCAGGCCCACGUCAAGAAUCGACAACGGAAAACCUCCGAGAGCAGCUUCUUUUUCUUCUCAAACAGGACGAUGAAGAGUCUGCCGGUGUUCUGCUGGUGGAGGAGGGCGAGGUUGCAGCGCUCGAGAUUGAACUUGACCAUGUCCUCGGGAGCUGGAGCUGGAGCAUAAGCGGUCGGAAGACGGUGCGGUAGUU
Culex quinquefasciatus (southern house mosquito) is the source of this 679-nucleotide messenger RNA. RefSeq names its product multisite-specific tRNA:(cytosine-C(5))-methyltransferase-like. The transcript is spliced from 3 exons. The coding region runs from base 157 to 654 and encodes 165 amino acids. Lineage: Eukaryota; Metazoa; Arthropoda; Insecta; Diptera; Culicidae. The record is from RefSeq and is a predicted model, not a curated record.